ACCAAUCAGAAUGCGCAUAGACAAAACAACCCUGAGUUAGGAGACCUGUCAGCUGAGCUGUUUACCGGCCGGUGUUUAGCCUCAGAGCUAACAAGAAAUCUAGCUGUUAGCUUUUUAGCUAUAACGCGCAGUGCUAGUUUAUGACUGAUUAUAAGUACUUAUAGCUAUGAGUACAGUAGUCUAUGUUUUAUCCACGGUUACUGGAUACGUGCUUACAUCCGCUUUGUUACUGAAAUGUCCUUCGUUGCUGCAUCGCAGGAAACGUGAGACUUUCCUCAGCCGCCACAUCUCACACCGAGGCGGUGCAGGUGAGAACCUGGAGAACACCAUGGCAGCCUUCAGGCAUGCCGUACAGCUCGGAACUGACAUGCUGGAGCUGGACUGUCAUCUGACCAAGGAUGAGCAGGUGGUGGUGUUGCAUGACUUUAACCUGAAGAGGUCGACCGGAGUUAGCACCAGCAUUUCAGAUGUCGUAUAUGCCGAACUUCCACCUUACUUGUGUAAGCUUGGUGUGAGUUUCAAGCGAGAGUGCUUUGUGGAAGGAGGUGAGGAUAAAAACAUCCCACUGCUGAAAGAUGUAUUUGAGGCUUUCCCAAAGACCCCCAUUAACAUCGACAUCAAAGUCAACGAUGACACACUCAUCAGGAAGGUCUCUGAGCUGGUCAUUGAAUAUAAUCGGGAGCAGCUGACUGUAUGGGGUAACUCCAGUGACCAGAUAGUUAAGAAAUGCUACAAAGAGAAUCCUCGGAUCCCUUUGCUCUUCAGCUUACCCAGGGUGCUACUCCUCGUGGGGCUUUUCUACACCGGGCUCCUGCCCUUUGUACCCCUUAAGGAGCAGUUCUUGGAGAUCCCCAUGCCUUCUAUUACUUUCAAAAUCCGAGACCCCAGAAGGAUGACACGGGGUGAACGCUUCAUCACCUGGAUGGCAGACACCCUUCUCAUGAGAAAAGCUCUGUUUGACCAUCUAAAAGCUCGUGGAAUACAGACCUAUGUGUGGGUGCUGAACGAUGAAGAAGAUUUUAAAAGAGCGUUUGACCUCGGGGCCACCGGCGUGAUGACCGACUACCCCACCAAGCUCAAAGAUUUCAUGGAGAAUAACAUACCUGUUUCAUGUAAAUGACUUGUGAACAGAGAACAGCUCACUCGGGUCAUUUUCCACUUUUCGACAUGGCCUGGUUGGAAUAUCCUUUCAUCUUCUUUUUACACAUCACCGUUUGUGACGGAAGUAGCAGAAAAGGCUGAUAGGAGUGUGUGGUUUUAAAUCUGACUCUGAGGUAAAAGGAGUGUGUGGUUUUAAAUCUGACUCUGAGGUAAAAGGAGCGUGUGGUUUUAAAUCUGAUUCUGAACAAAAUGGACCUUUUUUUUAUUUUUUAUUAUUUAAUCCUAAAGGAAAAAAGAACACUAAAGUAGACUAACUUACGAUGAAAAAUUAAAAAAAGCUUACUACUGAUUUGAAUACAGAACUUACCCACGAGGCAUUGCAAUCUAAUAGAGUUGAAAUUUCAAAACAGAAUUUGAAUUGAAUUAAUUAUGCUGCAUCUAAAUGUGAACCUGGAGCAUCAUAAAUUCUCUAUUUCUAUUUCCGGGUAAAAAAAAAAUACAAAACAACAACAAAUCUUUUGUUAUUUUAUUAUCAUUCUACUCUAUUUUGUGCCGCAAAUGGCCAAAGUAAUACUCGUACACGCUUCUGAACCAUGAGGGGAAGUCGACAAGAGCUUUAACAGUAUUAUACUACAGGAGGCCACAAGCGGUGAAGCUCUCCUACAGUUUAUCGCCGUAAUAUAAUACGUUACUUAGCAACAAAGAACCACAAAGUAAAAUGGCUCUCAGGUUUACAAAGUGAUGCUUUAGUCUCUAAACAAGUCUUAUCACAAAUCUGUCAAGAUAAUUUUACUAUCGUAGAAUUAUCUCAAGCAAUAGCUCAUUCUUUUUCAGUUUCUCGUCAUUACCUCUGGCUUCUGAAAGCGUUUAUAUGCCUGAGUGAUAGGAGGUAGGGAUUCGCUGCAGCUUUUCAGACGCAAUAAAAACCUAACAUAGAUUAUAAAAGCCACUUUAUGAAAAGUAACUGCCUUUUUGUGAUUUUCAGCUGUAUUCUGAUCACAUGUACGAAGGGAAUACUCCAGCAUUUGGUAUCCUAAUCUCUAUUUCUCUAUAUUACUGCAGACAAUCAUAUAUUAGGCAAAUUAUCUGUACUGGGGAAAAAAAAUUAGAAACAGUAGCUGAAUUAUGCUGCUAAAUGCAAUACUCGUACACGAUAAGGAUGAUCGUCUUCAGAUGUGACGAUCAACACCUAAGCAAUGCUAAUUGUAAGCAAUUAUUCUGAUGGGCAUGUCCAUGUUUACAGUGGCAAAGUGAUAAUCACAAGUUAUUAUGAUAAAUUUAGAACCGAAUUUGCUGAUCUGAACGAUUCUACCGAUGGAAUUUAGUGUAAAGAGACUUUCUGUUCGUUUCUAACGACAGACUCUCUGUCUCGGGUUAACGUUCGUGAGCUACAGAUAACACAAUUUGUGAUUUGGUUGAAAUAAUGCUUGAAUAUUCUUUUAAUAUGUGAACAGACAGAUAUAGUGAUGCUGUUAUGUUUUAUUUCUUAUUUCAGUAAUGUCAUUAGAUAAUAGGUGUCUUCUAUACCUAAAAAAAAAAAAGCCAUGCAAAUUCAUAAAAUUAAUAUAAAGUGGAAACAAGUGUCGAUUUUAGGUCCGAUUUUGUUUCUGGACAGCGUGUAGUUUCCAACAAACAUCGUUCAUCGUCAUUCAUAAUUUGCACUCUGUUUUAUUCAAAGGAUUAUCAACAACUCCACAACAGUCCCAAGUCGAUUAAUGUGUGGUUACUGCUCCUUGUCGUAUACUGUUAUCACUACUGAUUUUAAAAAGGUUAUGGGAUUGUUGGGGUUUUUAUUCAUCAUUUUUGUGUAUCUUUUUGUGCAGUUGUAUAUUUUAUAGUCUAUCAUAUUAAUGAAUGUGAUGACAUGCCAGCAAAAGAACUUCAUUAAAGCUGUCUUGGAGAAGUUUAUGGACGAGGGAGGCCAGUGUCUAUUAUAUAAGAAUCGAUUGUUAUUUAUGGAAUUUUAAUAUCUAGCCAUGUAUCUUAUAAAUAGAAAUAAAUAAUCAGCUCGAUGCUGGAUGUUUUCUUA
Molecule: messenger RNA, 3130 nt
Organism: Tachysurus fulvidraco (yellow catfish)
Lineage: Eukaryota; Metazoa; Chordata; Actinopteri; Siluriformes; Bagridae
Gene: gdpd1
Product: glycerophosphodiester phosphodiesterase domain containing 1
Exons: 10
Coding region: 167-1120 (317 amino acids)
Biological process (GO): glycerophospholipid catabolic process; N-acylethanolamine metabolic process
Cellular component (GO): endoplasmic reticulum membrane
Molecular function (GO): phosphatidylcholine lysophospholipase A1 activity; phosphoric diester hydrolase activity
Source: RefSeq, a predicted model, not a curated record